Lecanosticta acicola is the source of this 1078-nucleotide messenger RNA. The record is from the annotation of a GenBank genome assembly. Lineage: Eukaryota; Fungi; Ascomycota; Dothideomycetes; Mycosphaerellales; Mycosphaerellaceae.
AUGCGACCGCGAGCACAAAGCUAUGGGCCUCUGGAUGGACUGCCGGGAGAUCGCAAUGCGGUAGCAUGGUACUGGCGGGUGCUAGCAUUCGUAUCAUGGUUCAUGAUACUCGGAGGGUGAGUGCGAUUAUACGAGAGGCUGGACAUGGACAUGGACAUGGACACUGAUGCGGCGCAGCUUCCUCAUGCUACCGGCGACAUUCGAAAAGGCGCACGAUCCUAGCGAAUUACGGAUAUCCCAGGCUGCAGUAGGUAUAUUUGCAGUGGCCUUGCUGGCGGCCGGCUUCUCUUUCACAGGAUUGCUCUGCUUCGCAGUCCGCAAUACUCUUUUCCAGGCAGAAGCCAUCUUUCUCCCUGCCCUGACUUCCUCAUUCAUCGGACUGCUCACCGUAUUCUAUGCAUUCCUGGUGUAUACGAGAUACACCUUCCACACGCCAGCGCUGCUUACGACCAUUGCUGCGGCCAUUGCGACCGUAGUCUACGCAGGACUGCUAUUCUGGUCGUACCGUAAAGGCGGCACAGCAACGAGACCACGUCAACAAAUGCCCGUUCCAAUGACCAGCCAGCCAUAUCGGGGGGCCCAAUCCGAGCACCGAGAUAGUGAAGCCACACUUUGGCAGGAUCAAAGCUACUACGAGAACUAUACUCGUAAUAUGUUCCCUUCGGCACACAAUCCCAAUCAGCCACCCCCCACAGGAUAUGGCUUCGACCCUCACCAGAUUACAGAGGAUGAGAUGCAACGGCAACAGAUGCUGAUGCUCCUGCUUCAGAGGGAAGAGCAAUCCACACCAGACCCUAGCGUGGGAGCGAGUACCUUCCGGAUCGAUUGGCAGGGCCGUGAUGAAGAGGAUGGGCCUCCUCCGCAAGGCUAUUAUGCACCGCAAUCGCAAUCGGAAGGUCCGCGAGCCGGCCAUCCUGACCCUACUCCAGGAAUCAUGAGGCAAUUCACUAACGAACUUGAACUACGUCCGUGGGAUGGAGUAUGGAGAGCGCCUGCCAGAGUGAGAACUUCGCUGUGGGCUCGACCUGGGGGUCGAGAGGUCAGAGAGGCGAGACGUCGAGAGAUUGAACGCGGUUAA